AUGAAGUAUGCAAGAGACAUUCUUCUUCGUGCUGACUUACUAGAUUCCAAGCCAAUUGCAACACCAAUGGUUGUCUCAACUCACUUAACUGCUGCUGGUUCUGAAUUUAAUUCACCGACUACUUAUCAAUCUUUAGUUGGUGCAUUGCAGUACUUAACAAUUACAAGGCCGGAUCUUACACAUGCAGUGAAUUCAGUGAGUCAAUUCAUGCAUUCACCAAGAGAUCAACACUUUCAAGCUGUUAAAAGAGUUCUUCGAUAUCUUAAAGGCACUCUCCAUUUUGGUCUCCAUAUCAGAUCAUCCAAAAGUUUAUCUAUAUCAGCAUACUCUGAUGCCGAUUGGGUUGGCUGCCCCGAUACAAGUAGAUCAACAUCUGGUUAUGCAAUUUUCAUUGGAGACAAUUUAGUGUCAUGGACUUCUAAAAAGCAAUCCACAGUGUCUCGAUCUUCUGCGGAAUCAGAAUACAGAGCAUUAGCUCUAACUGCAGCUGAAGUAAAAUGGAUGUUGAACAUCCUUCAUGAUUUGCACAUUCAGCCAAAAGAGAAGCCGACAUUACUUUGUGAUAACACCAGUGCAAUAUUCAUGACUCGGAAUCCAGUUGCUCAAAAAGGGUCUCGACAUAUUAAUAUUGAUAUACAUUUUGUUCGAGAAUUAGUUUGCAAUGAUGUUUUAAAAAUUAAGCAUGUACCAUCACACUUGCAAAUCGCGGACAUAUUCACCAAAAGUCUAUCUCGUCCCCUGUUUCAGCUCUUCAGAUCCAAGCUUUGCGUGUUGCCAACCAUGCUCAACUUGCGGGGGGGUGUUGAAGAUAACACAGCCUUGUUCUCUAGAGAUAAUUAUGACAAACAUCAAGGAGAGAAUCAUGGCUGA
Juglans regia (Persian walnut) is the source of this 870-nucleotide messenger RNA. RefSeq lists its product as uncharacterized. Lineage: Eukaryota; Viridiplantae; Streptophyta; Magnoliopsida; Fagales; Juglandaceae. The record is from RefSeq and is a predicted model, not a curated record. The transcript has a single exon. Bases 1 to 870 code for a protein of 289 amino acids.